CAUUUAUGGUUCGAACCAAGCUUUUAAUGAUAUUAUUGAAAAGGAUUUGGUUUCAUGGAACACCAUGUUGAUUGCCUAUGGUUUGCAUGGUUGGGGUGACAAAGCUCUAGAAAUUUAUAAAGAAAUGGUAGCAUCUGGCUUGAAGCCAGAUAAUAUUACCUUCACAAGUCUGUUGAUGACUUGUAGCCACUUGGGGCUUAUUAACAGAGGCCGAGCUCUUUUCAAAUCAAUGAGUCAAAUAUACGGGAUUUCGCCAGAAACAGAGCAUGUGGCAUGCAUGGUGGAUAUGCUUGCUCGAGGUGGGUACUUGGAAGAAGCAAGAGAGAUGACCAAUAUGUACACAAGGACACAUGGUGCCACUGCUAAAUCAAGUGAAGCUCUUUUUGGAGCCUGCUAUUCACAUCGUGAUGUAGACAUGGGAGCCAAAUUGGGGGGAGUGUUGAAAGUGUUGGAUCCUCAGCAUGAAAUGAGUUAUGUGGUGCUGUCGAAUCUGUAUUGUGCAAGUGAGAAGUGGAAAGAGGCAGAGUUGGUUAGGAAAGCGAUGGCUGAUCAUGGGGUGAAGAAGAUGCCUGGUUGUAGUUGGAUUGAAGUUAAAAACAAGGUGAUGGCUUUUGUUGCUGGUAAUGGUUUAUGUGUAUACAAGGAAGACAUGUCUUCCAUUUUAUACUUGCUUGAAUACCAAUUGAAGAAUCCAUGCUGGUGGAAUUAAUUAAAAGGUCCAUCUUUGCAGAUAUUCUUCAAUUUUGUGUUUGAGUUAUUACCUCCGAUAACCAGAGCGUCCCAUUUCUUCUUGUUUAAGGCUGCACUGCAUCUCUCUAUAUCCAUCGGUCAGGAGGCUCCAAGUUCGUCUGAUGCAAGUGAGUUCAUGUCUAGAACUUCAUCUCUUCUUAUUUUAGUUGAGUUCUUUAUGAUCUGGGUUUCUAUGUUUAAAUUGUGAAAUCACAAAAAAGACAGUAGAAACAUUGCACAAUUUUAUGGGUAUAUCUUAAUAGGUUUAAAUCAGAACUUGAGUAUCUCCAAUUGGGUUGAAAAACAGGAUUUUAUAAGUGGUUAAAAUCCAUUCAGAAAUGCAAUGGAUGUCAAUAUUGUUGAACUCUUUGCAUGUUUAGGUUUUCAUGUUGAUAUUUUCUUGUUUGCACGUGAGAGUGAGGUUUCAUAUUUUGC
Messenger RNA from Cynara cardunculus var. scolymus (artichoke), 1164 nucleotides. Its product is annotated as pentatricopeptide repeat-containing protein At2g36980, mitochondrial-like. The transcript is spliced from 2 exons. Gene Ontology annotation, biological process: RNA modification. Gene Ontology annotation, molecular function: RNA binding; protein binding. The coding region runs from base 65 to 709 and encodes 214 amino acids. NCBI's taxonomy places the organism in Eukaryota, Viridiplantae, Streptophyta, Magnoliopsida, Asterales, Asteraceae. The record is from RefSeq and is a predicted model, not a curated record.